AUGGGCAGUUCACCAGACGAGAGCUCCGUGCGUGUGGCCCUGAGGAUCCGUCCUCAGCUGGCCAAAGAGAAGAUUGAGGGCUGUCACAUCUGCACGUAUGUGAUGCCCGGGGAGCCGCAGGUGUUUCUGGGCAAAGACAAGGCCUUCACAUACGACCAUGUGUUUGAUAUGGACACGCAGCAGGACUCCAUCUACAACCACUGCACCGAGAGCCUGAUCGAGGGCUGCCUGGAGGGCUACAACGCCACCAUCUUCGCCUAUGGGCAGACGGGCUCGGGGAAGACCUACACCAUGGGCACUGGCUUCGAUGUCAAUAUCAGCGAGGAGGAGCUGGGGAUCAUUCCUCGGGCCGUCAACCACCUGUUCAGAGGCAUAGAGCAGCGCAAACAGCAGGCCAGCGAGCAGGGCCGGCCCGUGCCCGAGUUCAAGAUCAAUGCACAGUUCCUGGAGCUGUACAAUGAAGAGGUCCUGGAUCUCUUUGACACGACUCGAGACCUGGAGACACGCAAACAGAAAUCCAACAUCAAGAUCCACGAGGAUGCGAGCGGAGGCAUCUACACCGUGGGAUUGACCACACGCUCCGUGACCUCCGCAGCAGAGAUGAUACAGUGCCUGAAGUUAGGAGCUCUGUCCAGAACCACGGCGAGCACUCAGAUGAACGUCCAGAGCUCCCGGUCACACGCCAUCUUCACCAUCCACCUGUGCCAAGUGCGCGUCUGCUCCCCUGAAAACAACAACGAUAAUGAGACGGACAACAGAUUAGCGAACGACUCGGACAUAAAUGAGUUUGAGACGCUGACGGCGAAGUUUCACUUUGUGGACCUGGCCGGGUCUGAGCGCCUGAAGAGGACCGGAGCCACAGGGGACCGGGCUAAAGAGGGCAUCUCCAUCAACUGUGGACUGCUCGCUCUGGGGAACGUCAUCAGUGCUUUGGGAGACCGCAGUAAACGCUCCAGCCACGUGCCGUACCGAGACUCCAAACUCACCCGGCUUUUGCAAGACUCAUUAGGAGGCAACAGUCAAACUGUUAUGAUCGCCUGCAUCAGUCCCUCGGAUAGGGACUUUAUGGAGACCCUGAAUACGCUGAAGUACGCCAACAGGGCGCGGAACAUCAAGAACAAGGUGGUGGUGAACCAGGACCGGGCGAGUCAGCAGAUCAGCGCUCUCAGGACAGAGAUCGCACGGCUGCAGAUGGAGCUCAUGGAGUAUAAGACGGGGAAGCGCAUGGUGGGGCAGGACGGGCUGGAGGGCAUGAACGACCUGGUCCAUGAAAACUCCAUGCUCCAGACAGAGAACAGCAAUCUGAGGCUCAGGGUGAAGGCCAUGCAGGAGACCAUCGACCACCAGAGGGCGCGCCUCACCCAGCUGCUCAGUGACCAGGCCAACACCGCCCUCGCCAGAGCAGGUGAAGGGAGCGAAGAAAUAGGAAAUAUGAUCCAGAACUACAUCAAAGAAAUUGAAGAACUGAGAGAUAAACUCCUGGAGAGCGAAUCCAUGAAUGAAAACCUGAGGAAGAACUUGUCCCGAGCCUCCACGCGCUCCUCUCUAUACGGGACGGGCUCCUUCUCCUGCGCUCUGCUCGCCCCCGAGAAGGAGGCCAACGACGUCAUCGAGAUGGCCAAGAGGGACCUGGAGAAACUCAAGAAGAUGGAGAAAAAGAAGAAGAAGAGUGCCGUCAAAGAGGAGGUCCCAGAUAAUGACCAGGAGGGGCCCAACGAGGACGGAGAGGAGGCCAGUGAUCAUGAGGAGAACGAGGACGCAGACGCAGAAGACGAGGAGUUUGAAAUGGCAGCGGAGGAAUCGUCAGAAGAUUCAGACUCAGAGGAACUGGAGGAGAAAGAAAACGUGCAGGCCGACUUGGCGAACAUCACCUGCGAGAUCGCCAUCAAGCAGAAGCUGAUCGACGAGCUGGAGAACAGCCAGCGGCGUCUGCACACACUCAAGCAGCAGUACGAGCAGAAGCUCACCAUGCUACACAACAAGAUCCGAGACACACAGCUGGAGCGGGACAAAGUACUGCACAACAUGGGAUCUGUGGAGUCAUGCACGGAGGAGAAAGCCAAGAAAAUCAAGACUGAAUAUGAGCGGAAGCUGAGCUCCAUGAACAAAGAGCUCCAGAAGCUGCAGUCGGCGCAGAAGCAGCACGCCCGACUGCUCAAGAACCAGUCCCAGUACGAGAAGCAGCUCAAGAAACUCCAGCAGGACGUCACUGAGAUGAAGAAGACCAAGGUGUCACUGAUGCGUCAGAUGAAGGAGCAGCAGGAGAGGAGCCGAGCCUCCGAAACCCGAAGGAACAGAGAGAUCGCAACUCUGAAGAAAGACCAGCGCCGAUCUGAGCAUCAACUGCGGCAGUUAGAAGCGCAAAAGAGGCAACAAGAAUUGGUAUUGCGAAGAAAAAAUGAAGAGGUGAGCGCUCUGAGGCGACAAGUGAGGCCCAUGUCCGGUAAAAUGAGCAGAAAAACCCCAGAGGAGCCUUCACACCGGCUGCCCACGAGCAGAACACACACCAGCACCGCGGCUCACACCAACGGAGCCAGGAGGUCCCCAGUGCGCACCGCCAACCUCUACCUCACCCGCACGGCCCGCGCCAAGUGGCAGUCUCUGGAGCGCCGCGUCACCGACAUCAUCAUGCAGAAAAUGACCAUCUCCAACAUGGAAACAGACAUGAACCGGCUCCUUAAGCAAAGAGAGGAGCUGACGCGACGUCGGGAGCGUGCGCUGAGGAAGAAGGACAAGAUGAGCUCAGACGGAGCAGACGCAGACCGCAGCCUGGCGUCCCUGAGCGAGGAGCUGGAGUCUCUGGCGGCCAACAUCGACUACAUCAACGACAGCAUCGCGGACUGCCAGGCCAACAUCAUGCAGAUGGAGGAGGCUAAGGAUGAGGGUGACACCGGGGACGUGACAGCAGUGAUCAGCUCCUGCAGUCUAACUGAGGCACGCUUUCUCCUGGACCACUUCAUGAACAUGGCCAUCAACAAGGGCUUGCAGGCGGCGCAGAAAGAGUCCCAGCUCAAAGUGAUGGAGGGUCGGCUGAAGCAGACGGAGAUCAACAGUGCCACUCAGAACCAGCUGCUGUUCCACAUGCUGAAGGAGAAGGCCGAGAUCAACCCAGAGCUGGACGCACUGCUGGGGAGCGCUCUCCAAGAAAAUGGAGAUGACAGUAGCAGCGACGAGUCCACCCCAAGUCCAGCUAAUGAGGGCAAUACUCUUGCAGCGGAUUUAAUGAAGUUGUGCGGUGAAACUAAGCCAAGGAAGGCACGGCGGCGGACUACCACUCAAAUGGAGCUACUUUAUGCUAGCACGGGGGACGGCUUCUGUGAUUUGCCCACCGGAGACUUCCCCGGACCACUUCUGCCUCUGACCGAGAUGGUGGAGGGGGCCACGGACCCCCAUACUCAGGCAACAGGCCAGACCCCCGACAGAGAGCAGCAGGUGUCCCAGUGUGGAGCCUCAAACAGGAGCGCUGCCAUUGGAGGGUGCAGGUCUCCCACAGGCGCAGACAGAAGGCAGGUGGAGCGCUCUCCCAUGAGUCGCCGUAGGGUCCAGGAGAAAGUGUCCAUAACACCUCUAAGUGUGGCUCAACAUGCGGCCAACAACGGUGGAACUGAGAGCAAGGGCAAAGACCACAGAGCACUGUCGGACGAGUCUCCCGUGUUUGAAGGACACAGAGGCGUGGUGAACCCGUUCCCCUCUCAGAAGAACCCCCGCGGAGCCAAACUGCAGUGUGUGUACGUGGCAGAGGGUCACACUAAACCAGUGCUCUGUGUGGACGCCACUGACGACCUGCUGUUCACCGGAUCCAAAGAUCGAACGUGCAAAGUGUGGAACCUGGUGACGGGACAGGAGAUCAUGUCUUUGGGAGAGCACCCCAGCAGUGUUGUUUCUCUCAAAUACUCCUCAAGCAUGGUCUUCACGGUGUCCACGUCCUUCAUCAAAGUGUGGGACAUUAGAGACUCGGCCAAGUGUAUCCGCACGCUCACGUCUUCGGGCCAGGUCAGUUCAGGAGACAGCUGUGCCUCUCUGCGCUCCCUGUCCAUCCCUCCUGGAGAGAGCCAAAUCCACCAGAUCGCCCUGAACCUGGCUGGCACCUUCCUCUACGCUGCUGCUGCCAAUGCGGUCCGCAUGUGGGACCUUCGCAAAUUUGCGUCCACUGGGAAGCUCACGGGACAUCUGGGGCCGGUCAUGUGUCUAACUGUGGAGAGACUGGGGAAUGGACAAGACGUGGUGCUCACUGGCUCCAAGGAUCACCACAUCAAGAUGUUCGAGGUGGCGGAGGGGGCGCAGGGCAGCAUCACGCCUGGCCACACCUUUGACCCCUCUCACCAGGACUCUGUGGAGGCUCUGACCGUGAGCGGAGACGUGUUCUACAGCAGCUCCAGAGACCACUCCAUCCACAAGUGGGACAUGAGCCGCAAACGCCUGCUGCAGUCGGUCAGUGGGCCGUCAGACUGGGCUGGAGCUCUGGGGCUGGUGCCUGGAACCUCGGUGCUGCUGAGUGGCUGCAGAGGAGGACUGCUGCGCCUGUGGCACGCUCACUCACUAGCGCCUCUUGGAGAGCUCCAGGGACAUGACAGUCCUAUCAACGGACUGGCUACCAACAGCAGCCAGGUGUUCACCGCCUCAGAUGACCGCACAGUUCGGAUUUGGGAAGCGAAAGGAUCCCUGGACGAUGGCCUGCACUGA
Knipowitschia caucasica is the source of this 4683-nucleotide messenger RNA. NCBI's taxonomy places the organism in Eukaryota, Metazoa, Chordata, Actinopteri, Gobiiformes, Gobiidae. The record is from the annotation of a GenBank genome assembly.